AUGGGUUUCGACCCGGCCAAGCCCGCCAGGGUUGAAGAACAAGGCAACACCCGCGUCGAGCUUCCGCCUGACGCGUAUCUUUCGGACACUGCCAAGUCCGAGUUCACCCUCAGAGGCACCAAGUACAACACGGAGGGCAAGCCAGCCCAGGUUGAGGUCAACCAGUACCGUCUCAAGGCGUUUGACUUUACCAAGAGGAUCUACCAGUACGACGUGACCAUCUCGCCCGACAACGAGAAGAGAAACGUCAUCCUCAAGAAAGUUUGGACCCACGAGACCACGAAGAAGGCCCUUGCGCCCUACAAGUACCACAUGUGGAUUUUCGACGGCAGAAAGCUGGCCUGGUCCAGCACUCUUGUCGAUCGUGGAGAGCUCAGAUUCACCGUUGACCUGGACGACGGCCAGCGCCCGCCUGGUGCUCGCCCGCGCGAGGGAGGCCAGUUUCUUAUCAUGAUCCGGCACACCACGCAGGUCAACAUGAACUCGAUCCAGAGCUACCUCAAGAAGCAGGCGUCAUUCGACACCAAUGUUCUCGAGGCCAUGAACUUUCUGGAUCACUUGAUUCGACAGUACCCCUCUCAGAAGUUGCUGUCGAUCAAGCGCAACUUUUACGAGAUGUCGGAGAGAGGCCAGCCUCUCACCGGCGGUGGAUCAACAAUCGUCGUCCACAAAGGCGCCUACGCAUCCAUCCGCAUGGUCAACAACCUGACCUCGGGCGGAAUGGGCCUUGCACUCAAUUGUGAUGUCGCCAACACCUGCUUCUGGUUCGGCCCGGAGAGCCUGGACACAGUGGCGCUUCACUACCUUGCCUCCUGCGAUCGGCGCAAAUGGGGUUCCUUGAACCCCAACACCAUGGCCAGGGAGCUUUGGCCGGUCAAAUGGGACACUGGUCAAUGGGCGUCGUCGGAUGCCUUCAAGCAGCUUCGCAAGUUGCGGCGCCUUCGCUUCAGGGUGGACCAUCCGAAUCGCAAGAACCGCGACAAGGUCUAUACCAUUCAAGACUUCGCCUUUGAACAAAAGUAUGGCGCCGAGGGCGGCAAUGCGAAGAACGUCACCUUUGAGUACAACGGCAAGGAGACUUCGGUGGCCAACUACUACGCUCAGAAGUACAAGGCUCACCUCAAGUUUGCAAAUCUGCCACUCAUCGUUGCAGGCAAGGGCGGACACAUCCCCAUGGAAUUCGCCAUCAUUGAACCCAUGCAGCGCUAUGCGUUCAAGCUCAACCCCGACCAGACGGCUGCCAUGAUCAAAGUGGCCGUGACCCGCCCGCAACAGCGCAAGGCGGACAUUGUUCACCACGCGUCCAAACUCAGGCAGGCCGAGGAUCCCUAUCUCCGCGAGUAUGGCGUCAAGUUCGAGCCGACCUUUGCCAAGACGGAGGCUCGCAUCAUCGCGCCGCCUCGCGUCGACUUCUCCCAGGGCAACGCGGACCCAAGAUUCUCUGGCCGCUGGGACCUCCGCGGUAAGAAGUUUUGGCGACAAAACCUUGCGCCGCUCGCAAACUGGGCCUUCAUUGUCAUGGAUGACUGCGUCAAUCUUCCGCAGCUCCAGAGCUUCGCCAAGACCUUUCGGUCGACCUUCCUGGGUCAUGGCGGCAAGUGCCCCAACGACGCAAUGCUUCUGAACCUUACAGGACAGAUGAAGUACAACGGAGCAGACGCCAUUGCCUGGGCGCAUAGCGAGGUCACCCGUGCUCGUGGGUAUACCCAGCUGUUGUUUGUGGUUGUCCAGCACAAGAACAGCCCCCACUACGAGCGACUCAAGAAGUCGGCAGACUGCCGGUUUGGCAUCCUCACUCAGGUCGUGAAUGGAGAGGCCGUCAAGCGCAACAACGGCCAGUAUCACUCCAACGUCUGUAUGAAGGUGAACGCCAAGCUUGGCGGCGCCACGUCGCGCACGACGCCUCCCUGGAAGACGGCUCAGACGUAUUUCCCCAAGGAUCGUCCGACCAUGAUCAUCGGCGCCGACAUCUCGCAUACGGCACCCGGCAGCAAUGCGCCUUCGACCGCCGCAAUUACCAUGAACGUGGACCGCGACGCCACCCGCUUCGCUGCCAUGGUGGAAACCAACGGAUACCGCACCGAGGUGCUCAGCCCCGCCAACAUUCGUUUCAUGAUGCAAAACCUGUGCAAGCAGUGGCAGGCGGGACACGAGGGAUCGUAUCCCAAGCACAUCAUCUACUUCCGAGAUGGUGUCUCUGAGGGACAGUUUGCCAAGGUCCUCCACCGGGAGAUUGGCGAGAUCAAGGCCUACUUCCGUGACAACAAACCGGCCAAUCCCAACCUCGAGUUUCCCAGAUUCACGGUUGUGGUGGCUACCAAGCGACAUCACAUUCGCUUCUUUCCGCAGCAGGGCGACAAAAACAGCAACGCCCUCCCCGGAACACUCGUGGAGAAGGAGGUCACGCACCCCUUCAUGUGGGAUUUUUAUCUCUGCUCUCAUGUGGCGAUCCAGGGCACGGCUCGCCCCGUCCACUACCACGUUCUUCUGGACGAGAUGAAUGUGCCUGUCAACGAGUUUCAGAAGAUGAUUUAUCAUCAGUGCUACUCGUAUGCACGCUCGACGACCCCCGUGUCGCUGCACCCGGCCGUCUACUACGCCCAUCUCGCCGGCAACCGCGCCCGCGCCCAUGAGAACGUGGCGACCAGCGAGGGAUUCCGUGCCGGCGCCAAAGGUCAUGAAAUGAUUCGUGACCAGGUCGCCAAGGGCGUGCACAUCGGAAGCAUGCCCGAGGGUACGGAAGCCCCGCCUCUUCUUACUCUCGGCGGAAAGCCCGACCAGGGGACGGGCAUAGUCGAGGGCGAGAUGCGCCAGCGGGAGUUUUUCCGCGGCACCAUGUGGUACAUCUAA
Messenger RNA from Purpureocillium lilacinum, 2850 nucleotides. The record is from RefSeq and is a predicted model, not a curated record. NCBI's taxonomy places the organism in Eukaryota, Fungi, Ascomycota, Sordariomycetes, Hypocreales, Ophiocordycipitaceae.